Polyodon spathula (Mississippi paddlefish) is the source of this 1886-nucleotide messenger RNA. Its product is annotated as collagenase 3-like. Gene Ontology annotation, biological process: proteolysis; amelogenesis; extracellular matrix organization. Gene Ontology annotation, molecular function: metalloendopeptidase activity; zinc ion binding. The record is from RefSeq and is a predicted model, not a curated record. Lineage: Eukaryota; Metazoa; Chordata; Actinopteri; Acipenseriformes; Polyodontidae. The transcript has 10 exons. Bases 1 to 1482 code for a protein of 493 amino acids. Gene Ontology annotation, cellular component: extracellular matrix.
AUGCAGCAGGUACGGGCUUGUGCUGCUUUCCUCCUGCUGUGUGUCGUCUCUUCCAGUGCUGUGUCAAAAACCAAACAGGAAAACACAAAGGAGGAUUCAAAGGAUGCUGGCCAAAGUGACCUAAGCUUGGCAACAGAAUACCUUGAGCAAUUCUACAGCCUGGAGGAUGAAUCAGCUGGUCGCCCCAAGAGGAGCAGUGACUCCAUCGGAACGAAGGUGAAAGAGAUGCAAAGGUUUUUCAGACUCAGCGAGACAGGGAGUUUAGACAAUGAAACCAUUGAAGUGAUGAAGACACCUCGCUGUGGGAUUCCUGACGUGCACAACUACAGCCCAAGCGGUCAACAAGCCAGGUGGCACAAGAGUGUCAUCUCUUACAGCAUUGGAAGCUAUACGCAUGAUUUGCCUGCCUCAACGGUGGACCAUCUCAUCGACUCUGCACUGAAAGUUUGGAGUUCUGUGAGUCCGCUGUCGUUUGUCAGAUCAUAUUCUCAGAAUGCAGACAUUAGGGUUCAGUUCGGCGCCUACGCUCACGGAGACUUUGUUCCCUUCGAUGGGCCGGGGGGUACUCUGGCUCAUGCCUAUAGUCCCGGGGAAGGAAUCGGAGGGGACACUCACUUUGAUGACGACGAAACCUGGUCAGCUGGGUUCCAAGGAUUCAACCUUUACCUGGUCGCUGCACAUGAGUUUGGUCAUGCUCUGGGAUUAAGUCAUUCGAGAUACGAAGGAUCGCUGAUGUACCCAACGUAUAGAAAACGGAACACAGCAGGAAAUAUCCUCUCCAGUGAAGAUGUUGCUAAAAUACAAGCUCUGUACGGACCUAGAAGAAAUCUACUAUACUAUUUCCCAAGAUAUGACAGGAGGUCAUUAUUUUAUCCAUGGAUGCUGAACUCUGAUGUUCCACAAACGAGGAAGGAAAAAUGUGACCCUGAUCUGUCUUUUGAUGCUGUGACUACACUGGGCCAGGAUGUACUACUUUUGAAAGACAGAUACCUAUGGAUUAGACAUGGACAGCUUCCUGAUAUAAAAGAAGGACUCAUCAAUAACUUCAUGCCAAGAAUUUAUUCAAACAUCGAUGCUGCAUACUCACUACCCAGGAGAAAGUUCACUUAUCUUUUUAAAGGAUCGAAGUACUGGACUAUCAAAGGUCCUCAAGUGAAAGGGAGCCCCAAGUCCAUCUACAACCUGGGAUUCUCACAUCAAGUGAAGCAAAUCGACGCUGCUGUGCAUCGAAAUGAAGCAGGGAAUACUUUAUUCUUCAUCAAAGACUUGUACUGGAGUUACAAUGAAACUGCCAGAGCCAUGGAGGAGUUUUAUCCCCGAAACAUCACUGAUGACUUUCCAGGGAUAAGCACCAAAAUAGAUGCGGCUGUGGAGAAAAAUGGAUUCCUUUAUUUCUUCUCAGGAUCAGAAGUGUGCAAGUAUGACUACAAGCAGAAGAAAGUGACCGGAAUUGAGAAGGCAAAUACUUGGCUGGGUUGCUGAGACAAGAAGAUUUAAAGUAGUUAUAUAAGAGAAACUUUUUAUAGAGCUUCCUGAUUUUACAUUAAGAAUUAUAUAGCUGUACACUAGACAUCAUGUAAAAAUACAAUAUUUUUUGCUGCUUUUAGAGAGUUACAUCUGUAUGUUUUUAUUCCUAUACUAGAAUCCAUACCUUCACUUCCAACAGUCUGCUGAACUUUCAGAUAUCACUGUCUAUCUAAAUAACGCCAGGAGUUUGAUUGUGUUUAUUCCUUAAGAAAUGUAGACGAUAUUAAAUAUUUUAAAAUAGCAACCGUGAAAAGUGCUGUUGGCAGGAAAUCUUUGGCUUUUGCUGCCCCUCAGACUGGAAUAAACACCCAACAGGACUCAGGCCCACAGUGUCAGUUUCUCAUGGAUAGAUUGCACAA